Molecule: messenger RNA, 2158 nt
Organism: Lates calcarifer (barramundi perch)
Lineage: Eukaryota; Metazoa; Chordata; Actinopteri; Centropomidae
Product: S-adenosylhomocysteine hydrolase-like protein 1
Exons: 17
Coding region: 87-1817 (576 amino acids)
Biological process (GO): L-methionine cycle
Cellular component (GO): cytosol
Source: RefSeq, a predicted model, not a curated record
GCGUUUGGCUGAGCUGUCACUUGGUUUGCUCUCAGAUCAACUGAGCAGGCAUCUAAUUCAUUUCAUUACUGGCUGCCAGAGGAGUCAUGGCAGAGGAAAAGGAGCAGACAGGAGCCUCCUGGGAGGACCUGCCACUACCUGAUGAUUAUCCUGAACCACAUAUGGAGGACAAAGCUGUGCUGAAUGGAGAGGCAGAGGGAGAUAAAGAUCAGGUGGUAAAAUGCAGCCCGAACCUGCUGCAGAUGCUGAAGGCGGCAGAGAGCAGGUGGACCCCUCAGGGUCAGGACAGAGACAGGGCAGGGGUGUCUGGGACAGGAGAGCCUGUUACCGAAGCUCUGAAGACUGACAUGCAAAUACAGCUCACUGACGAGAAGCAGGAAUUCAACAAACGUCCCACCAAGGCAGGUCGUCGCUCUCUGUCUCGGUCCAUCUCACAGUCCUCUACAGACAGCUACAGCUCAGUGUGUAGCGACAGCUCUGAGGAUGAAUCAACACCCAGAGACAAGCUUCAGAAGACCUCCAUGGGCCUCUCAGACUUCUGCAUCAAAAACAUCAAACAGGCUGACUUUGGUCGCAGAGAAAUAGAAAUCGCACAGCAAGAAAUGCCAGCACUGAUGGUCCUGAGGAAAAGAGCAGGUGGGGAGAAACCUCUGGCUGGAGCCAAGAUUGUGGGCUGCACACACAUCACUGCACAGACAGCAGUGUUGAUUGAGACUCUGUGUGCGUUGGGGGCUCAGUGUCGCUGGGCGGCCUGUAACAUCUUCUCCACUCAGAAUGCCGUCGCUGCUGCUCUGGCUGAAGGAGGAACCUCAGUGUUUGCGUGGAGAGGAGAGUCAGAGGACGACUUCUGGUGGUGUAUUGACAAGUGUGUCGGUGCUGAGACCUGGCAGCCCAACAUGAUCCUGGAUGACGGAGGUGACCUGACCCACUGGAUCUAUAAGAAGUACCCGGCCCUGUUCAAGAAGACCAAAGGCAUCGUGGAGGAAAGUGUUACAGGCGUCUAUCGGUUGUACCAGCUGUCAAAGGCGGGCAGACUGUGUGUCCCAGCCAUGAAUGUUAAUGACUCAGUGACCAAGCAGAAAUUUGACAACCUCUACUGCUGCAAGGAGUCCAUACUGGACGGGUUGAAGCGAACCACUGACAUCAUGUUUGGUGGGAAACAGGUGGUGGUGUGUGGAUAUGGUGAGGUUGGCAAAGGUUGCUGCGCUGCCCUGAAAGCGUUGGGUGCUGUCGUGUACGUCACAGAAGUGGAUCCCAUUUGUGCCCUUCAGGCCUGUAUGGACGGCUUUAGAGUGAUUAAACUGAAUGAGGUGGUCAGACAGGUGGACAUGGUCAUCACCUGCACAGGCAAUAAAAACGUGGUGGGGAGGGAACAUCUGGACAGAAUGAAGAAUGGCUGCAUAGUCUGCAACAUGGGACACUCCAACACUGAGAUAGAUCUGGUGAGUCUGAGGACUGCAGAGCUGAGGUGGGAGCGGGUGAGGCCUCAGGUGGACCAUGUAAUCUGGCCUGAUGGCAAGAGAAUUGUCCUGCUGGCUGAGGGCCGUUUGCUCAAUCUGAGCUGCUCCACAGUGCCUUCAUUUGUCCUUUCCAUCACAGCUACAACUCAGGCACUGGCUCUCAUAGAGCUGUACAACGCUCCAGAGGGACGAUACAAACAGGACGUCUAUCUGCUGCCAAAGAAGAUGGAUGAAUAUGUGGCCAAUCUUCACCUGCCAACGUUUGACGCUCACCUCACAGAGCUGACUGAUGAUCAGGCCAAGUACCUGGGCAUCAGCAAACACGGGCCCUUCAAACCCAACUACUACAGGUAUUAACAUCUGGACAUAAAGGUGAAGGACAGAAGCUCCUCAGAUGGGCUAUCAUGGAUUUUACUCAGUCCUGAGGACAGAGCACUGACGCCCUCUACAGUCUGAAGACACAGAGACACAAUAUUGUGGAGAUAAACACUGCAAUUUAGUUCACUUUCUGAUUUCUGUAUCUGUUUUAUGUGUUUGAUUGUUCCUGGUUAUAAAUGUUCACAGUAUCAUAAAUGUAAUCACAGUGAUUUCUGAACCAACUGAAAUAUGAGGAGAAACACAAAAAGCUGAAUGUGUUAUUAUUUACUUUUCUGCUUGAAAAAACAACAAUAUCAUUUAUUAAACCUAUAGGGUUUGCA